Trypanosoma theileri is the source of this 1779-nucleotide messenger RNA. RefSeq lists its product as uncharacterized. The record is from RefSeq and is a predicted model, not a curated record. NCBI's taxonomy places the organism in Eukaryota, Euglenozoa, Kinetoplastea, Trypanosomatida, Trypanosomatidae. The transcript has a single exon. The coding region runs from base 1 to 1779 and encodes 592 amino acids.
AUGGAGGAGGAGGAGGAUGAAUCCUUUGAUCUGCGACACUCGUGGAGAACAUUUACGGUUCCUGCAGUCUCCACAAGUGUAAAAACAGGGCCGCAUGUUGGAAUCAACAGUAACUCUAAUUAUAAGAGUGGUAUGUAUACACUUCUUCGCCCGUAUCGCGUGAUUGGAACAAACUCUGAUGAACAGUCACUCUUUUUUCUUUCACUUAUUAGUCCAAAUUUAGAAUUACUGAGUGCCACAGCACAUCUUUUUAUUCAACUCAAUGCCCAAUUUCGUCAAUGUGUAGUAGAAAAUGAAGAGAAGUUAACAGAACUUCGUCGUUGUCAAGAACAACAACUCACAAAUCUCUUGGAGGCUGCAAAUGGUGGAGUCAAAGAUAUAGUGGUGGGAUCGGAUAUUACACAACGUAUUGUAUUAAAACAUCAACGUGAAUUGGAUGAACUACAACGUCAAAUUUAUGAAAGUGAAACAUUACUUGAAAUGGAUUUACGUCAGAGUCUUUUGGCAUUUCUUAAAACAUCUGCACCUGCAGCAAUGGCACUUUUUGCAAAAGGUGGUGGAAAAGGAAGUUUACAUAAAGGUAUAGCCAAACCUCAACGUAUUACAAAUAUUUCACACUUUGUCUCUGAAAGAGUACCUGUACGAACGGUAGAACUUCCAAAUCUUUUACAACGUGAAAUGAAUACUUUUCGACCUAAAGAUAUGUCAUUACGUCCUAUUGCAGUAGAUAUUUCUCCAGAAUCAUCACUACAGACAUGUAUUAACUCUCUUUAUGAAGUUGAUCAAGGUACAGAAGAAAUAGCAACAGUAGUAGAGGAACAUCUUUUACGUCUCUCACAUAAAAUAAAUUCGGUAUUACUUCUUAUUGGUUCACAAGCGGAAGCAGAAUCUAUCUUAUCGGUUCCAUCAGCUGAACUAUUACUACAACCACAACAGAAAGAAGAGCAACAAGGAGAUGCAUUACCUAAAGCUGGAGAGAAAUUACAAUUUGUUUCUUUAAAAUAUCAUUCUUGUUUAAAAGUAAUGCUUACUACACGAUUUUGGGGAGCUAAUAUUAUAUUUCUCUGGACACCAUCAAAGAAGGAAGAUGAUGGAUCUAAUAAAAUACCUUCUGUUGUAGAAGAUGCAUUAAAUUUAGCCUGUGCGUGGAAUGCUGAUAUGUUUUCUGUAGCUAUUUUGAAAUCAUCUAUUUCAUCUCUUAGAAAUUCACAACAUGGAUUUCUUGAACAAGCACAGGAUUUAUCUGUGGAAGUUUUACUUCAAUUACAACGUGGUAUUGCCCGUUUAGCGUAUGAAGGAACUGCAACGACGGUCCUUUCUUCUUCUUGGAAUAUAUCAGAGGAAUCAAAUAAUCAACAAGAAAAACAAUGGCAAGAACAACAACGUUGGGAUGAUGGUUACGCUGUUACUUCUCCAGCAUGUGCGGGAUCGACACAAACAACAUUUAAUACCCCUGUAGCUAUACGUGUGUUUAUUCCUGCUAAUGUUUUAUCUCCAGAGAAACAUCCCUCUCCAUCUUCACGGGAAAGUACAGUUGUUUCUUCGGUUACUGGAGCUACUAAUACUACUGUUGCUGCUGGUGCUGCUGGUGGCGAAGAGACCAUGAGGAAAAAUGAAAGGAAUUUACACCGUUCGGAAUCAUCUACAAUAAUGCAAGAGAAUGAGAGUUUCUCUAGUAAUAUUAUGGAAACACGAGAUAGUGGAUCAAGAUUGAGACAUGCAAUGACGUUUAAGAAACUUCUUUUGUACACGUUUGGUGAUUCAGUUGUGGUUCACUGA